AUGGAUGGUGGACAGAAAUUUUAUCACUAUCACUAUAUCGAGCGUGUUUUUUUCUUACUCCGCGCAUUAUUUAGUGAUAUUUCUAAUGCCGCUUACAAAAAUAAACUCAGAGCUCGAUAUAGUGAUAAUAAGCAGGCACGGGCCCAAAUUUUCCAAAAAAUUAUUACUAUAUUGCGAUUAUCACUAUAUCGAAUAUCACUAUACCAAGCUUUGACUACUUUAGAGGCUUUGAAGAUUCUAGAUACUUUAAGAACUAUAAAGAUUAUAAGAGCUAUUACAGUUAUGAGGGUUAUGAGAGGUAUGAGUAGUGUUAGGGGUAUUACAGUUAUUAGGGAUGUGGUAUUUCAGCUCCAUAUUGCUCUGACACAGUUUACCUGGCAAUAUAAUAUAAUUAUCUUAACAAUCUUUAAGAUAUUAUCUACAAUACUUGUGGUAUUUCAGAAAUACUUUGAGACUGUUGAGGUAUUUGGGAUUGUUUAUGGGUUAGUAUCUCAAUAA
Molecule: messenger RNA, 498 nt
Organism: Phycomyces blakesleeanus NRRL 1555(-)
Lineage: Eukaryota; Fungi; Mucoromycota; Mucoromycetes; Mucorales; Phycomycetaceae
Exons: 5
Coding region: 1-498 (165 amino acids)
Source: RefSeq, a predicted model, not a curated record